AUGGCAAAAGAAGUAGCCAUUACUGCAAUAAUUGAUAAAGAUUCAAGGGACAAACUUUGCCCAGAGCUCUCAGGCAUUGAAGACGAAAGGCCCACUCUGUCCCCAUCGAACUCGAACUUCCUAGGCCGUCCCUUCCUCUUCUUCACCGCGCCUUCCAACCCCAUUGGGCCCGAAGACUCUUCUCCCGAGCCCACUACCACGACGGGCCCAGCGCUCUCUGCGCCCAGGCCCGGCCCUCUGUCCCCAUCGACCUCGUCCUUCCUAGGCCGUCCUUCCAACCCCAUUGGGUCCGAAGACCCUUCUCCUGAGCCCACCACCACGACGGGCCCAGCGCUCUCUGCGCCCAAGCCCGGCCCUCUGUCCCCAUCGACCUCAUCCUUCCUAGGCCGUCCUUCCAACCCCAUUGGGCCCGAAGACCCUUCUUCUGAGCCCACCACCGCGACGGGGCCAGCGCUCUCUGCGCCCAAGCCCGGCCCUCCUGCCACAAUUCCCUCAGGCACCACCGCGUCGGUCAUGUCCUCCAUGGACCAAGAAAACCAAGAGAAUUCUUAA
Molecule: messenger RNA, 552 nt
Organism: Alnus glutinosa
Lineage: Eukaryota; Viridiplantae; Streptophyta; Magnoliopsida; Fagales; Betulaceae
Product: proline-rich receptor-like protein kinase PERK1
Exons: 2
Coding region: 1-552 (183 amino acids)
Source: RefSeq, a predicted model, not a curated record